Molecule: messenger RNA, 1017 nt
Organism: Talaromyces proteolyticus
Lineage: Eukaryota; Fungi; Ascomycota; Eurotiomycetes; Eurotiales; Trichocomaceae
Product: tyrosinase
Exons: 5
Coding region: 1-1017 (338 amino acids)
Molecular function (GO): oxidoreductase activity
Source: RefSeq, a predicted model, not a curated record
AUGUUUCAAGGCUACGCGGUGGUACCGGAGGAAGAUUCGACUAGUGAGAAUUCAAGUAUUCACUUUUCUUGCAUCGGCGUUAUUCUGGCAACAACUAUUUUAUCACUUGAGUUGACAAAGACAUCUCAAUUGCACAGAUGUGAAACGCCUCCUACAAGACGCGAAUGGCGCAGCUUCUGGCCUCAUGAAAAGCAGAACUAUAUACAUGCUGUUCAAUGCUUGCAAGGUCUGCCUUCUCAAAUUACCAACCAAGGAACCUUGUUUGAUGAUUUUGUGUAUGUGCAUAUGUGGGAAGGAUGGAAAUCUCAUGAUGCUGCUUCAUUUCUACCUUGGCACCGGGCAUUUUUACACAUUUAUGAGCAGACUCUGGCCAAAAAAUGCCACUACCGUGGUAGCAUGCCGUACUGGGAUUGGGAAGUUGACUGGCAAAAUCUCGCCAACUCUUCCAUCUGGGACCCCGAGGAAGGUUUCGGCGGCGAAGGCGAUCCUAACAGCCCACUUAGUCCCGGCGACGGUCAUUGUCUGAUAGAUGGACCAUUUAAAGGCGCACAACGACUGUACUUCAACGGCGAAGUGAAUCCUCACUGUCUUGGACGCGCGUUUAUACACUUUGAAACCCAACAGAAAGGCGCUCUAUCUGGCUUCCAUUUUCGACCGGAAAACAUGGGUAUGCUAAAGACUGCCUCCGAUUUCAAUAAGUUCAGAGAAAUCCUAGAAGACGCAGCACACAACGCAUUGCACUGGGGGAUCCGUGGCGAUUUCAGCUCAAUUUCUGCCGGGAAUGAUCCAAUAUUUUGGCUACAUCAUGCUCAACUAGAUCGACUUUGGUGGCACUGGCAGCAGGAAGACCCCAAAGCUCGAGAAACCCAGUAUUAUGGAAAGGCUUUCAAUACCUCAAAUGACCAACAUCGUCAAGGCACACUUGACGAUAAACUUUCGUUCUUAGGGCUGUGGGAAGAUAUUAAGGUCUCUGAGGUUAUGAGAACAGACAGUGGCCUCUUGUGUUAUCGAUAUUAG